AUGGGGAGUCCUGCGCCCUGUGUGCUGGAUGGAAUAAUACUAAAAAAUAUUUUCUUUCCUACAGAAAAUGCAAAGGACAUUCUCGUGAUUUAUGAAGAAGAGGCAGAAGAAUGGGCUCUGUAUUUAAAAUCUCUUUUCAAACACGUAGUAAAGGAAGAAGGAAUCUUACUUUACAAUUUAGAAGUUUCAUCUCUUGAACGUACUGAAUUGUGCUGUUUAUCCUGUUAUAAAUGCAAACUGCUGAUAUUAUCCAAUGGACUUCUAAAAUGUCUCAAUCAGACAAGAAGCCAUUUCCUGGACCAGGUUCUUGAACCACCAGAUAAGGUUGUGAUUCUCCUUUGUGGGGUGCACAAUUCAGACAUUCUCUAUGAAAUACUGACCUUAGACCAAAGUACCUGGGAGAUCUCUACUGAUCAAGAUCCUGAGGAAUACCUCUCCAUUGUGACCAGUAUUAUUCAACAAGGUGAACCACAGAAUGAAGAAUUAGAAGGAUCGCUGUCUUAUACCUAUGCAGAAGUUCUUGCAAACGAUUAUCAAGAUAAUUCUUAUAGUAACACUUUGGAUGUAAUAGCAUUAGGACAAAAAAAUGUGAAUUUGGAAACUGAUGUGGCUUCUGAAACAGUGGAAAUUAACAGACCAUCAGUACUGGUGUUACCAACAAGAAUACCAUGUGAGAACCCUGGUGAAAUAUUCAUUCUAUUGAGAGAUGAAAUAGCUGAUGAGACUGUAGAAAUUGAAUUCAUAACAGACAACAAACGAAUCAGAAUACAGCCAGACCAAUGGAAUGCGAAGGUCAGGUACAUGAAAGCUCUAGAUUUUCCUGCUGGCCUUGUAAAUGUAAAUGUCUACUGUGAGGGAGUCAUUAAGGCUGUGAUGCAGAUUGAAUACUACACAGUAAUAGGGGAGAUUGAAUGCAUACUUAAGAAAGUGGCUGACCCGAUAGCUUUUGCUUGUCAGGCUUUCAAGUUUUCUUCCGUAGAAAAGCUUGACAAUAUUCUGACCUUCCUAUUGAAAAGCGAGGUGUCUGCUUAUGAAUGCAAUGUUUUUCAGAGUGAAGAUAUGCACCAUGAACAAGCUAAUUUAAACUUGGAAGAGCUUCCUACUCUUCUCCACUGUGCAGCUAAAUUUGGAUUAAAGAACCUUACUAGUUUUCUGCUUCAGUGCCCCAAGGCAACUGAGGUUUGCAGAACAACCAACAAAUAUGGAGAAAACCCAGCAUGUAUUGCUGGAAAGCAUGGUCACAGUGAACUUCAGAAACUCAUCCAAGAAUUGUCAAUUAACGCAACAGAUGGUGAUCAAGAAGAAGAGGCAGAGGAAGAUGACACUUAUGUGGUCAUGCUCCGUUCAGAUUCUCCACUUACCUCUUCAUUAACAGCUAGGAAGCACCCAGAAGAUCAGCAUGAAAUUGGUCUGAAACAUUGGGAAGAAGCUGAUGAGAAGGCGGAAGACAGCGAGAGAGGUCAAGAAAACUUAAGAGAAGAGAAAGAGAGAGAUCCUGAAGAAAACAAACUAGAGGAAGCAACAUGCAAGUUUGAUAACAUCACUGACAAUUUAUAUGCCAGCAUACAUGAUGAUGAUGAUGAUGUUGUUGAUGAUGAUGAUGGUGAACAUGAAGUGGGCAGAAGAGACUCCUUUCUCUUUGACAGGCCACCUCUACCUCCUCGAGAGCCUGCUGCUACUCAAAUAUAUACUGAUCUUCACUCCUUUAUACCAGUCAGGAAAUUGGUGGAAGACAGAAAGGAAAGGGAACAUACCAGUGGACACCUAGAAGCAUACCAUGGAGAAGAACAAGAUAUAGCUGAGGAAGCACAGGGGGAAGAGGAUGAGGAGGAUCCAUACACUUUCGCCACAUUGGAGGAUGGUGUGUACGACAUGAUACUGGCUGCUUCUGAUGAGGAGAGAAGAAAGGAACGCAGAUCAUUUAUCAUGAACAGGCCACCAGCACCUGCCCCGCGUCCCUUGUUUUCCCCAAUCAAAGAAGAGAACACUCCAUACAUAGUACAAGAUGGAUCAAAAAUAGAACAAAUUCUUAUUUGUGAGAUAAAUCUGUUAGUGAUCUCCACUGACAAUAUAAACCUAGUGGAACCAACUAUAGUAAG
Molecule: messenger RNA, 2099 nt
Organism: Alligator sinensis (Chinese alligator)
Lineage: Eukaryota; Metazoa; Chordata; Crocodylia; Alligatoridae
Gene: BANK1
Product: B cell scaffold protein with ankyrin repeats 1
Exons: 12
Biological process (GO): signal transduction; B cell activation; negative regulation of B cell activation
Molecular function (GO): signaling receptor binding; protein tyrosine kinase binding
Source: RefSeq, a predicted model, not a curated record